CUGGAUCACUGAUCGGGUGAUUAUGAUCAAAACUAACAUAUUUGCCGAGUAAAUUAACCUAUCCAAACUAGGUUUAAUAACCAUGCACACAUCCAUAAAUACAAUUUCACCGAAACGUGUCUAGAGCAUCGGCAAGAAAAAAUUAUAUGUGAAAAAAGAGAAAACAAGCUGUAGCUCUAAUAAUCUGUUAGUUACAGCAGUCCAGACAUGUUUAAGCAGCAGCAGCAGCGACAAGCGGGUGCUGUUGCCUUUAGUGGCAGUACUUGACAAUUGUGUCCAUGAUUUUGCCAACUGACCAAUUAUCUCCAUAACAAUAUUAUCGCUAUUUAUUUCACAGUUGAGUCUGUUGGUUAAAGCACUAGUCACCUUGCAUCUCUCGCAUCUCCUCCAUAGCAGCUGCUAAGAAAAGAAAGACACCAUGAAUCCUUAUGUUCCUGAUUUUGAAAUGGACGAUGAUUACUCUCUCCCACCUCCUCCUUCAACCCAUACUCGCCCCAGAAAACCAGCCAUGCAGGAAGAAGAGAUCAUGGAGCUACUAUGGCAGAACGGCCAAGUAGUGAUGCAUAGUCAAAGAUCUCAAAAGAAAUCAUCUCCUCCACCGUCCGAGUUGGAUGAUGCGGUGCUCCCAGCUGAUCAAUUACCUGGUACUAAAGAGAUCCGAUCAUCACAUGAUCAACAACAAGAACAUCACCAUCUUUUUAUGCAAGAAGAUGAGAUGGCUUCUUGGCUUAAUCAUCCUCUAAACGACACCAAUUUCGACCAUGAUUUCUGCGCCGAUUUGCUAUAUCCUCCGACAGCUUCCACCGCUUCCAUCACCAGGGAAGCUGCUGUCACCAACGCCGCUGCGUCUACUGUUCGAGGUGCGACUCAGAGAAUGGAAGCUAGGAGUUAUCCGGCGGUAUCGGCGCCGAGGCCGCCGAUACCGCCUGUGAGGAGAGCGGAGGUGGUGCAGAACUUCGCGUACUUCUCGAGGCACCGAGCGGGAGGAGUUUCGGAAUCUGGACGGUCUAAUUCGAAGAGCGUGGUGAGGGAAUCGACGGUUGUUGACUCGUGUGAGACUCCAACAGCGAGAAUUUCGGAGACGGCGUUUGCUAGAAGUGCGGAUAACACGUGUGGGACCAUUAACGGCGCUGCUGUAGCAGGCACGGUUUCUAGUGCUCCCUCAAGUAAUAGAGAGACGAUGACGAAUCCUUGUGAGAUGACCUCCACGUCAUCACCUGGUUGCUCGAGUGCUAGCGCUGAGCUGCCGGCUCUGAUGUCUCCAGUGGAAGACCGGAAGCGGAAGGGAAGAGAAGAGGAAGCUGAGUGUCAUAGCGAGGAUGCUGAGUUUGAAUCUGCUGAUGCAAAGAAACGAAUUCGUGGAUCAAUGUCUUCGAAGAGAUCUCGUGCAGCAGAAGUUCACAACCUAUCAGAAAGGAGACGCCGAGAUCGGAUCAAUGAAAAGAUGAGGGCUUUGCAAGAGCUCAUACCUCGUUGCAACAAGUCGGACAAAGCUUCUAUGUUAGAUGAGGCAAUUGAGUACCUGAAAUCGCUUCAGUUGCAAGUACAGAUGAUGUCUAUGGGAUGCAGCAUGGUCCCCAUGAUGUUUCCUGGCUUCCAGCAGUACAUGCCGCCAAUGGGGAUAGGGAUGGGCAUGGGCAUGGAAAUGGGAUUGAGUCGGCCAAUGAUGCCAUUUCCCAAUAUUUUGGCGGGUGCACCCUCAGCAACACCAGCUGCAGCAGCUCAUUUGGUCCCUAGGUUCCCUGUGCCGCCCUUUCAUGUGCCCCCCAUCCCUGCUCCUGAUCCAUCCAGAGUCCAACCAACCAACCAGGUAGAUCCUAUGCUAGGCUCACCAGGUCAACAGAAUCCAAACCAACCACGAGUCCCAAAUUUUGUUGAUCCAUAUCAGCACUAUCUUGGCCUCUACCAGAUGCAUUUACCAGGAGUACCACGGGCCUGAGCUUGUUACUUCAUGGACAUGUCUGGGAACCAAGCUAUGGCUCAGCCAAGUACCAGCAAGCCAAGUACUAGUCGAGUAGCUGAGAAUCCUGGCAAUCACCAGUCAGGUAAGAUGCUCUAUCAUAUAUCUAUCUUCUUACGAUCACCAUUGGAUAUGAUAUAGAAAUAAAUAAACGGAAUAAGUUGAGAUAGGAAUGUAUGUGUUGGUGUCACAGUGCUGUUUUUGGCUUGUGACCGUUGUGUCAUGUCUUGGAUGGCUUAAUUGGUUCUCUUUUAGGUUGUGAUGGGGAAAAAAUGGCUCAAGCUUUUCCUUCAAGUCAGGCUAAAAAACAGGAGUGGAAAAUGGGGAAAGGAAUAAAUGGAGUUAUGCUACGUGGGUGUCCACCUCUAUCUCAAUAGAGCCCUUCUCAAAAGUUGUGCUAACGCGACUGAAAUACAGGAUUUCUCCUAUUCUGUCACCAAUUUUCUUUUCCUUCCCCCCCCCCCCCCCCUUUCCCUCUUUUCUCUUCACUAUUCCUCCCACCAAUCAAAGCCAAAUGAUAUGGAUUUACUACUCGGUUCUGCAUGUUCUCUUUUAUAUUGAAUGAUAUGUGUUGAAGUUAUACUUAAAGAUCAUGGAAUAGAUUCAAUUCAGGAGUUGCAUGAAAGGAUCACUCUUGGUGAGAUUCUGAAUGUUGUCAACCUUUUCCUGAAUCGACAUGAUAUGCUGAUAAUAGAAUCCCUAGUUGGCUAAUGAUUAACAACUCACGGCACUACAUUUUGUAGCUGGUCUUGGCCUCUCAGAUUGGUAGUGCGUUAUGGUAUCAGUUGUGUCUAUGGAUUGCUUGUGGACUGCCCCUCCUCGAGAACAUAUGUAGUAAUGACGGUGCUUCUUGUGCUUAGCAGGUUGAAGUUUUUCCCGAUUACCUUGGAAGGCUCUUGCCUGUUGAGUUUUGUAGUGUAAGAGAGCAACAUUGGAGAGAGCUGUUUUUUUUCCAACUGUCUAAUACAACCAUAACACAGCUAACAUGUAAUUAUUACACUCUAAUAGAAUCCAAUUUUCUCUAA
Messenger RNA from Populus trichocarpa (black cottonwood), 2985 nucleotides. RefSeq names its product transcription factor PIF1. Gene Ontology annotation, biological process: regulation of DNA-templated transcription. Gene Ontology annotation, molecular function: DNA-binding transcription factor activity; protein dimerization activity. The record is from RefSeq and is a predicted model, not a curated record. Bases 419 to 1939 code for a protein of 506 amino acids. NCBI's taxonomy places the organism in Eukaryota, Viridiplantae, Streptophyta, Magnoliopsida, Malpighiales, Salicaceae. The transcript is spliced from 8 exons.